AUGGCAGGCAGCACAUCAACCGACAGUCUUCCACCGUUAGCGGUGGUAGGCUUCUCCUUCAAAUUUCCCGAUGAUGCAACUUCAUCAGAUGCCUUCUGGCAGAUGUUGCUCGAUGGCAGAUGUGUUUCGACUGAGUUCCCUACCGAUCGGAUGAACAUCGACGCCCACUACCAUCCCGAUCGCAACCGCCUCGACAGCAUCUCAAUGCGCGGCGGACACUUUCUCAAGGAAAGCCUGGCGACAUUUGACGCGCCAUUCUUCGCAAUGAGUGCUGCGGAAGCGGAAUCAAUGGAUCCCCAGCAACGUAUGGUCCUAGAGACUGUCUAUCGAGCCCUGGAAAACGCAGGUCUGCCAAUGGAGAAAGUCGCGGGUUCCAAGACCAGUGUGAUCGCAGGCUCAUUCAGCGAUGACUACUUCUUGCUGCAGACCAAAGACCCGCUAGAUAUGCCUAAAUACACGGCUGUGGGCACAUCACGGAAUAUGCUUGCUAAUCGAGUUAGCUGGUUCUUUGAUCUUCUAGGACCCAGCGUUGCGGUUGAUACUGCAUGUUCAAGCAGUUUGAUCGCCUUGGAUAUGACAUGCCAAUCGAUCUGGAGUGGAGACGCUGCUAUGGGCCUAGCAAUCGGGAGCAACGUGAUACUAACGCCAGAAUUAACCAUGAGCUUGGACAAUUUGGGACUGCUGUCGCGAGAUAGUCACAGCUACAGCUUUGAUAGCCGGGCAAAUGGAUAUGCAAGAGGCGAGGGAAUCGGUGUCAUUGUGAUCAAGCGACUCGAUAGUGCUAUACGUGAUGGAGACACUGUCAGAGCCCUUAUAAGGUCAUCUUCUUCGAACCAGGAUGGGAAAACACCCGGUAUCACGCAGCCUAGCAAAGACGCGCAGGUCCGCUUGAUUAGAGAUACGUACAAAAAGGCUGGGCUGGAUAUGUCAUUAACCCGGUAUUUCGAGGCCCAUGGCACAGGAACCCCCAUUGGUGACCCAAUCGAAACGAGAGCGAUAGGGACGGCUUUUCGGCAGUAUAGGUCCCCCGAGCAGCCAUUAUACGUUGGAUCUGUCAAAUCGAACAUAGGGCAUCUUGAAGGAGCUAGUGGUGUUGCUGGAGUCAUCAAAGUCAUUUUAGCAUUGGAGAGAGGCAUCAUUCCACCAAACAGCCGAAACCUGCAGUCACUUAAUCCAAAAAUUGACGAAGAGUUCCUCAAUUUAAAGGUGCUGCAAAAGGCCAUUCCGUGGCCCGAGAAUGGCCUACGCAGAGCUUCCGUGAGCUCGUUCGGCUUCGGCGGGUCAAAUUGCCAUGUCGUCCUGGACGAUGCAUACAAUUACCUUCGCCUUAUGGGUAUUGAAAACACCGGUCAUCAGACGGUGGUCGUACCUCCAUUACAUGCAGACAUUGGUCUAGUGGCUCAAGGGAAGCGUGGCUACACCAUGAAUGACCAAAGCUGCGAACUGACCGACGAUCAUACCAUUGGACAAAAGGAGAAUGAAUUUCUUGACGAGGAGGAAAACCACCAGCUUCUUGUGUGGUCAACCGCAGACGAAGACGGAAUCAAGCGACUUGUGGGAUCGUGGAAGCCAUUUCUAUCGGACAAGCGUGAGUUCUCAAGAAGCCAGCGACGUCAAUAUCUGCUCGACCUGGCAUACACCCUCGAUCAGCGCCGCAGUCACCUCCAAUGGCGGAGCUAUGCUAUUGGAGAUCCCUUGGGGGAUCUUGGGAGCCUCUCAGACAACUUUGCGCCUGCAAUCAAAUCUACCGACGACCCUCACAUAGCGUUCUUGUUUACUGGACAAGGAGCUCAAUGGCACGCAAUGGGUCGCGAGCUGCUACAUCGGUAUCCUAUAUUUGCAGACAGUCUCUCGGAGUCCGCGAAGUACCUGAAAACAAUAGGGUGUACCUGGGAUCUGCUAAGCGAGUUACAAAAGUCCGCAUCUGAUACCAACGUGAAUAACCCCGCUUAUGGCCAACCUAUAUCGACUGCUCUUCAGGUCGCCCUCGUCGAUCUGCUUGAGAGCUGGGGAGUUAUCCCGACGGCAGUUGUGGGACACUCAUCUGGAGAAAUUGCUGCUGCGUACUGCGCGGGGGGUCUCUCAAAGCAAUCCGCGUUGAAAGCUUCAUACUACCGAGGCAUUCUGGCGGCCAAACUUAAAGAGCUUAGUUCAAUAAAAGGUUCAAUGCUUGCGGUAGGACUAUCCAAGAAGGAUACCCAAGAAUAUAUCAACAGGAUCCAAGGCACGAGACUGGUCGUGGCCUGCAUCAACAGCCCUAGAAGCGUGACAGUGUCAGGCGACGCAGAGCAAAUUGACGCCCUGCAUGACCUGCUGCAGCAGGAUGAGGUCUUCUCACGCAAGUUGGUAGUCGACGUCGCGUAUCAUUCGUUCCAGAUGCGAGAAAUCGCAAACGAGUAUCAGUCUGCGAUGGGGACGUUGGAGAAGCCGAGUUGUGAGAAGAAGAAGGCUCCGGUCAUGCUGUCUUCUGUAACUGGAGACUGGGUCUCAAGUCUUGAGCUGACGGACCCUGCAUACUGGGUACGGAAUAUGGUGUCUCCAGUGUUGUUCUCCGAUGCUGUGAGCCGCAUCUGUUCUCCAGGAAAGCCGACCAGGAAAAUCGAUGGAAGCCAUCGCUAUCAAAUGGCAAUCAAUCAUCUCUUAGAGAUUGGGCCGCACGCAGCAUUGCAAGGCCCAUGCCGAGAUAUACUCAAGAGCAUCAGCAAGCAAGCCGAUAUCCUUUAUCUUUCACUUCUAGUACGGAAUAAAUCUGCUGUGAAGACCGCCUUGGACUGCGCAGGUCACUUGCAUUGCUACGGCUACCCAAUCAAUAUGGCACCGGUUAACACAACUGCCUAUGGUGGAACCAACCAAAGGCGAGUGCUCAGUAACCUUCCCGAAUACCCAUUCAACCAUUCUACAUCAUACUGGCGCGAGAGCCGAAAAAGCAAGGGCUACAGAUGCAGGAGAUUCGGCCGUCUGGACCUUGUCGGUAUCCCAGAUCCAGAUGGCAACCCAAUGGAAGCUACCUGGAGGAACAUCAUCCGAGUCUCUGAGUUGCCGUGGGUCCAAGAUCACAAGAUCAAUAAUACAAUUCUCUACCCGGCGGCAGGCAUGUUGGUCAUGGCGGUGGAGGCGAUCAAGCAGCUUGUUGAGCCAGACAAAGUCAUUGUGGGCUUCAAUAUCAAAGAUGUCGUGUUUUCAUCUGCAUUGCAUAUACCUAUACAUGCGGACGGCAUCGAGACAAAUAUACACAUGAAGCGCGUCAGAGAAGGCAAGGCAGAUAGUAGCGGCUGGUACGAAUUCCGGAUAUGUUCGUACGACAACAACACCUGGAUUGACAACUCCACUGGCUCUAUUCAAGCCGCAUUCGAAGCUGGCGAGAUGGGACUGAAUACCAACGGCCGAGUGGAGCGCGAGUGGCAGGAAGGUCUUGUGCAGUCAUAUCAGAAUGCAGCAUAUACAUGCGCAGAAUCCAUCGACGCAUCCCAGUACUACGAAGAUAUAUUUGCCUGUGGCUACCAUUAUGGACCGGACUUCAAGGCAAUUACAGCUCUCCGAUGCGAUGGAAAGCCCAAUGGCCAAUUUGUCUCGGAUGUCCGCACCUACAGGUGGGUGGAGGACGCGAGCUCAGCAGUUGCUCAGCCUCAUACGAUUCACCCUACCACAUUGGACGCCGUUAUCCACAUGAUGGCCGGUAUCGUGACGUACGGAAGCCAGAAAAAACCUGUGGCUGUUCCGACACGGAUUGACCAAGCAUGGAUAUCGAACAGCGGGUUGAGCCAUCCGACAGCGGAUAGUAUCAAGGUGCAUGCGAGUUCCCACAGGUCAGCCAUUGGGGACGCUCGGUAUUCAAUGACUGCGGUUGAUUGCGAAAUGACGCGUGCACUCUUGACCAUCAGCGGCCUUAGAGUCACAGCCCUGGAAAGCUCAGAGGGCGUUUCAGAAGAUGGUCAACUACAGACAGAGAACCUGUGUCACCAUAUAGAAUGGAAGCCUGACCUCGACUUGCUGGAGAACGAGGAAAUCCGAGCAUUUUGUGCAAGUGGGGAGUCAAUCAGCGAAGAACCAGUCCAGUACUUUACUGAAUUGGACUUCCUUGUUAUAACAUACGUUGACAAAGUCCUGAAGUCGAUCCCAGACGUCAAGAUCGAUCACCCUCCCCAUAUGAGGAGGUACGUCGAGUGGAUGGUAGAUCAACAAAGAGCACUAGAGUCAGGCCACUCUCCCUUUAGCUCUGAAACAUGGAGGAACCGCAUGAAGGACGAGAGCUUCGUUAACGACAUUCAUGCAAAACUCGAGAACAUGAACAAGAGAGGACUACUUGUGAGCACAGUCUGUAGGAACCUUCUCAAGUUCCUUAAAGGAGAAAUCGACCCCAUUGUUUUCCUAUUCGAAGGAAACUUACUUGAUGACUCUUAUUAUGAAAUGGUUCACUCUCUCCCACGUAUUCGUCAAUUCGCUCGGUUUUUGGAUGCGCUGGCGCACAAGAACCCACACAUGAAAAUCCUUGAAGUCGGUGCUGGAAGCGGCGCCAUGACUCAAUUCUGCCUUGAAGUCCUUUCUUCAAACUCGGAAAACGAUGUCACGGUGCCUCGCUAUGGACAUUGGGACUUUACGGAUAUAUCUGGGUCAUUCUUUCCGAAGGCACAGGACCUCUUUGCAUCUCAAGGCACGCGGAUGAGGUUCAAGACGCUUGAUAUCGAGCAGGAUCCUGGGCUGGAGGGCUUCGAAUGUGAAACGUAUGACAUGGUUGUUGCAUUUCUGGUCUUGCAUGCAACAAAAGAUCUGUCUGCGAGUCUGAAGAAUCGGGGAAAGCUUGUACUUGUCGAAAUCACUCGACCGGGUGCUAUCCGGACGACGUUUGUCUUUGGCUUGUUUGAAGGAUGGUGGCGAGGACUCGAGCCCUACCGCCAGAAGAAUCCAUGCGCGGACCCGGCUCAGUGGGAAAGACACUUGAAGAAAGCCGGAUUCUCAGGCUGCGAUGUCGUGAUCGACGACUAUAGCCACGAGGACUGUCAGGAGGCUAGUCUAAUUCUCUCGACUGCCGUUCAUGAUACGUCCGCGGUUGAAAAGUCGCCGAAGAUAAGUAUCAUCGUUGAUCCUGCUAACUAUGCGCAAGUAGAAUUGGCCGGUGAACUUGAAGCCCAGCUCGUGCGUGCGGGACUGGCCAAUAUAACGCAGACACCAGUGGAACAUUUCCUGACAAAAGAAGAUCUCACAAACAGUCUGGAUAUCACGGUUUUGGAAGGAUACAGUCCCUACCUGUACGAUAUAAACGAACAAGAGUUUAAGCGUCUUCAUAGCUUGCUGUCUUCUACGAGGAAUCUUAUCUGGGUAAAUGGUGGGGGCGGACAAAAACCAUGUCCCAAAUAUCGGCUCGUGGACGGACUGUUUCGAGUCCUUAGAGAGGAGAACCACAGAACAAGACUGACAAUCCUCUCCCUGGAGCAGAAGGCGUCGAUCAAGCACCAGGCACAACAGAUUGUCAAACUAGCGCUCUCUGCUGUGACUCAGGAGACUAGCAUCGACACAGAUUACACAGAGCUUGACGGCAUGCUUCACGUCGGCCGCCUGGUCCACGCCACUGGGGUCAAUCAGGAAAUCUCAGCGAAGAAGCUCCCUCAACAGAAAGCAUUACGACCUUUCGGUGCUGGGCCCCGGCUCAGACUUGAGAUAGGCUCUCCUGGUCUGUUGAACACUCUCCACUUCCUGGAGGACACUUCACAUCAGAAGCCACUCGGACCUACAGAAUUCGAGGUUGAAGUCAAGAGUGUCGGCCUUAAUUUCCGGGACGUGCUUAUUGCCCUGGGGCGACUGGACAGUGAGGCGCUGGGGGCUGAGUUUGCAGGGCUAGUUACAAAUGUUGGGUCCUCGUGCCGCAAGUUUCAACCAGGAGACAGGGUUUUGGCGUGUUAUCCCAGUCGUCAUGCAAACUAUGUCCGUCUAGAAGAAAACAUGGCCGUCAUAAGGAUUCCGGACACUAUGCUCUCCUUUUCGGAAGCCGCAGCUUUGCCAGUCGCGUAUGCCACAGCGUGGAUCGCGCUCAAUCAAAUCGCUCGACUUCAGCAAGGAGAAACAAUUCUGAUUCAUUCAGGUGCUGGAGGAACGGGACAAGCCGCCAUCCAAAUCGCUCAGCUCCUCGGUGCGAGCGUCUUCACGACUGUCUCCAAUCCGAAUAAAAAACGGUUCCUGGUAGAGAAGUACAACAUUCCCGAGAGCAAUAUCUUCUCGAGUCGAAACACGCUAUUCGCGAAAGGAAUCAAGCGCCUCACAAACAACAAAGGCGUGGAUGUGGUUCUCAAUUCGUUGUCUUCCGAGGGGCUUAUCGCCUCCUGGGAGUCGAUCGCACCGUACGGCCGGUUCAUCGAAAUCGGGAAGAACGAUAUCUUGUCCAACGCAAAGCUCCCGAUGUUGCAAUUCGAGCAGAAUAUAACUUUUGCUGCGGUUGAUCUGGCCGCGAUGACAAUGGAUCGCCCACACGUUGUGACAGCGGCAUUGGAAACUAUCUUGUCAUUGUUGAGAGAAGGGAAGAUGCCCCUUCCGGAUCCACUCCAAGUCUAUGGCAUAUCAGACAUUGAAGCUGCAUUCAGGCAUAUGCAGAGUGGCAAGAACUCAGGAAAGGCUGUUUUGGAGAUGAGAGAUACAGACGAGGUAAUGACCGUCCUGGAAACAAGACCAGAGUACCUCUUUAGUCCGGAUGAAACAUAUCUCAUCGCAGGUGGCCUAGGCGGCUUAGGGAGGAGCAUCGCUCGUUGGUUUGUUGAGAGGGGAGCUCGAAAUCUGAUUCUACUUUCACGAUCGGGGCCUCAGAACCCACAUGCUCACGACCUGGUCAGGGAGCUAGAAGCCAAAGGCGCAAGAGUUGCUACACCCGCGUGUGACAUUACCGACAGGGAAUGCCUGAAAGCCGUCUUGUACGAGUUUGGUCAGACAAUGCCUCCGAUCAAAGGAUGCGUCCAAGCAUCGAUGGUCGUUAGCGACGCUCAUUUCGAAGCUAUAUCUUUCGAAUCUUGGAAAGCUUCUACCACGCCUAAAGUCCAAGGCUCGUGGAAUUUACACGAGCUUCUUCCGAGAGGAAUGAAUUUUUUCGUGUUAAUGUCAUCUGUUGCUGGAAUAUACGGCGCACGAGGAGCAUCUGGUUACGCCGCUGGCAAUACGUUUGAAGACGGCCUAGCCCGGUACCGCAUUGCACUGGGCGAGAAAGCUGUGUCGUUUGACCUUGGGAUGUUUCUGUCCGUUGGUGUCUUAAAAGACAACUUGGCCCUUCGAGAAAAGACGUUGGCGAGUACUGUCUUCCAGCAGAUCACAGAGUCUGAGCUCCACGGGCUCCUGGAUAUCUACUGUAACCCAAGUCUGAACGAAAUUCCAUUGCUGAGAAGUCAGACGGUGGUUGGAAUGACACCAAAACUGCGGGAGAAAGGCAUGACAACCACGGAAUGGAUCAGGCGACCAUUCUACCAGCAUAUGACAUUGGUCGAAGGGACGGAUGCUGGCAUUCCCGGGAAGGCGGAGCAUACCAAUUUCGCUGCUCUGUUUGCAAACGCUGGAUCCGUAGCCGAUGUCACUACAGCAGUGACAGAACAGCUGAAAAACAAGCUCUCCAAGAUGCUCUCAUUACCGCUUGCUGAUAUAGACGUCGACAAACCCAUACACCAGUACGGAGUGGAUUCCCUGGCAGCAGUGGAACUGCGGAACUGGUUCUCGAGAGAACUCCGCGCAGACGUCGCCAUUUUCGACAUCCUCGGGGCGCGAACAUUGCCUCUGCGGUUGGACUCGCGGUACGGAAGAGUGACUACCGAAGAGCAGAAUGGGGAUCUUGACCGAGUUCGGUAG
Messenger RNA from Aspergillus novofumigatus IBT 16806, 7815 nucleotides. Its product is annotated as type I polyketide synthase. Bases 1 to 7815 code for a protein of 2604 amino acids. Lineage: Eukaryota; Fungi; Ascomycota; Eurotiomycetes; Eurotiales; Aspergillaceae. The record is from RefSeq and is a predicted model, not a curated record. Gene Ontology annotation, molecular function: phosphopantetheine binding; oxidoreductase activity; fatty acid synthase activity. Gene Ontology annotation, biological process: fatty acid biosynthetic process; secondary metabolite biosynthetic process. The transcript has 14 exons.